Messenger RNA from Rana temporaria (common frog), 1647 nucleotides. RefSeq names its product serine and arginine rich splicing factor 7 (gene SRSF7). The coding region runs from base 16 to 936 and encodes 306 amino acids. The record is from RefSeq and is a predicted model, not a curated record. The transcript is spliced from 8 exons. Gene Ontology annotation, cellular component: nuclear speck. Gene Ontology annotation, molecular function: zinc ion binding; RNA binding. Lineage: Eukaryota; Metazoa; Chordata; Amphibia; Anura; Ranidae. Gene Ontology annotation, biological process: mRNA splicing, via spliceosome.
AGUUGAGGGGGGUGUAUGGUGGCUUCCAGCACUUCCUGGAGAACUCGAGACGCUCAGGAACUGUUGACAUCACUUCCUGGUGCUCCGCACGCACGUUACACCCGCCCCACCCAGCUGGGAGUGUCUCCAACAGCUUUACUUCACAUAUACACAUCAGCUUUCCACGGGUCAACACUAGACUCCUUAACAUUGUUUACUGUCUAUUUUCUAUUCUUAGACGCAAAAGUCUACGUGGGUAAUCUUGGUACUGGUGCUGGCAAAGGCGAGUUGGAGAGAGCUUUUAGUUACUACGGUCCUCUGCGUACAGUUUGGAUUGCAAGAAACCCUCCAGGAUUUGCUUUUGUUGAAUUUGAAGACACAAGAGAUGCUGAAGAUGCAGUGCGUGGCUUAGACGGAAAGGUUAUCUGUGGCUCAAGAGUAAGGGUAGAACUGUCAACCGGCAUGCCGCGUCGUUCCCGCUAUGACAGGCCGCCAGCGCGAAGGCCAUUUGAUCCAAGUGACAGAUGUUAUGAAUGCGGUGAAAAGGGGCACUAUGCAUACGACUGUCAAAGGUACAGCAGGCGUAGAAGGAGCAGGUCUAGAUCCCGCUCUCACUCAAGAUCUCGGGGAAGAAGAUAUUCCCGAUCACGUAGCAGAAGCCGUGGUGGUGGUAGGAGGUCCAGGUCUGGUUCUCCCCGGAGGUCAAGAUCUCCUUCACCGCGUAGGUCCAGAACUGGAACUCCACGCAGAACUCGAUCUCCCCCUUCUGUUAAAAGAUCUCGAUCUAGGUCAAGGUCUAGAUCCAGGUCUGUGUCACGCCCCAGAUCUGUGUCACGCCCGAGGUCUGUGGCACGCCCCAGAAGCAGGUCAAAGUCAAGAUCUGUUUCUCCAAAAGGAGCAAGUCGUUCACCAUCCAGAAGCCCGAGGAGGAGCAUAAGUGCGGAAAGGAAUGGCUAAAUGACCACUUGGAAUUUAUGGCGCUCCUGCCACAACUUUUUCACUUUUUUUGUUUGUGUUCUUUUUUUUUUUUUUAAAGUCUCACUUUGGUAGGCUAGCAUAUGUCUUUUUAUAUCCUGUCCACAUGAAAGUGAAACCUUUUUUUGUAUCUAAAUUACUUGUGCAAUGAACAUGAGUUGUCCUGAUUUAGAGUGUCUGCAGGAGGCAGAUGUAAGUUUGCAUGGCUGUAGAUAAUUUCACUUUUUUAGAACCUGUAAAAUAAAACUUGCUCAGUGGCCAACUAUGCAUAUCGUUUUGGCUUGUCUUCAAAAAAUGUCUCAAGGGGCUAGACAUAGGAAUACUGAUCAUGGAUUUUGCUAGCAGUGUGCCACUGAUAUCUUCAUGGACUGGCUCUUUAUUUUGUUCAGCUGUUGUUGAUUCCAAAAAUUAGUUUGAGACAUGUAUUCAAAGCUUGUUUCCUAAAGCUUUAAACCAGGUGUCUCAAACUGCCGUCUCCCCUAGCUGUUGCGUAACUACAAGUCCCUUCACGACUCUGCCUGUGGGAGUCAUGCUUGUAACUGUCAGCCUUACAAUGCCUCAUGGGACUUGUAGUUCUGCAACAGCUGGAGGUCCGCCAGUUUGAGACCCCUGCUUUAAACACUGUUGCAGAUCAUAGAACUUCAAGUAAUGCGAUGUUAUAAAUAAAGUUUUAUUUGUGUUUUGUUUUUCAAA